This is a messenger RNA of Bufo gargarizans (Asiatic toad), 5575 nucleotides long. It is a transcript of the gene C5H5orf22, whose product is annotated as chromosome 5 C5orf22 homolog. Lineage: Eukaryota; Metazoa; Chordata; Amphibia; Anura; Bufonidae. The record is from RefSeq and is a predicted model, not a curated record. The transcript is spliced from 9 exons. Bases 73 to 1410 code for a protein of 445 amino acids.
CGGCUGUGUCUGCCUGGAGCUGGGAGAAGUGAAGGUUCUAUAGAGGAACGUUCUGCCACCACCUGCCAGGAGAUGAGUGACCACCCCACACCAGGCCCUCGUCUGAGGACCUACCGGGACCUGCCGGUGUGGGUGGUGGAGGACCACCACGAUGUGCUGCCUUUUAUCUAUCGAGCUAUUGGGUCCAAGCACUUGCCUGCCAGUAACAUUAGCUUCAUUCACUUUGAUUCUCAUCCUGAUCUCUUGAUACCGGUAAAUAUGCCCGCAGAUACUGUGUUCGACAAGGAAGCCUUGUUCAGCGAGUUAAGUAUCGAGAACUGGAUCCUGCCUGUAGUGUAUGCUGGGCACUUCUCUCAAGUGGUAUGGCUUCAUCCCUCGUGGGCGCAGCAGAUCAAAGAAGGCAAGCACUUCUUUCUGGUUGGCAAAGAUAAGUCUACAACUACAAUAAGGGUCACAAGCACGGAUGAUUACUUUCUAAGUGACGGUCUUUAUGUUCCCGAAGAACAGCUUGAAAACCCCAAACCUCUUUAUUUGGAUGUCAUCUUGUUGAACCCUGUGAAGGAACCAGACUGUGAAGAUGCAGACAAAGGUGAAUCUGCUGCUAAAAAACUCAAGCUUGCAGAAAAUGAUGAAGUAGCAGGUGGUCCUACCUGUGCAUUUCAAUGUGCGUCUUCACAGGGAGUUGCAUUUGCUGUGUGUGAAGGGGCAGACGACAAUUUAAGAAAGGGCUCUUCCCCUUGUGGCAGCAUGGAAACAAAUAGUGAUCUGAAUACUAAACUCGCUAGAAGCAUUAUACAAGUCAUGGAAAAGGGGGAUGCCUACGUCUUGGAUAUAGAUUUAGAUUUCUUUUCAGUGAAGAAUCCAUUCAAAGAAAUGUACACACAGGAGGAAUAUAAAAUUUUGCAGGAAUUGUACAGUUUCAAGAAACCAGGCGCUGAUUCCUUACAGGAUGCUUUAGUUGACUGUGUUGAGAGCCGCAUUCGUCAGCUUGAAGAUUUGGAAGCUGCAUUUGCAGAUUUCUGCGAGGAUGAUAGUGUGGAGACUGUACAAAGAUGGGCUUCCAAUCUUGGAAUGAGCAGCCUUGUCCAGCUUGUGAAUAGUUUGAAAUGUCGAAUGCAAGCACCGGACUAUGAAAUGAUUCAUCAGGCUGGUCUUACGUGCGAUUAUGCCGAACUUCCUCAUCAUGUUAGCUCAGAGAUGGAAAUUGAAUGUUUAAUCCAGUCGAUGAAAAAUUUAUUAAGACACCUCCCAAAGCCAACCCUUGUCACAUUAGCCAGGUCCAGUCUCGAUGAUUACUGCCCUUCUGAACAAGUUGACUACAUACAAGAAAAGGUUCUGGAUGUGCUUCGUUCACUUUAUGGCACCCUGGAUGUUCACUUAGAAUUUUCCCCUGGAUCAUCAUCUAUCUGAUUGUCGGGUCACCACGUUUAUUCACAUAGUGACUAGAAAAGAGAACUCUCUCUCACACCACAAUAAACUGGGUCUCUGUGUGAAUCUGUGAUAGUUUACUGUCAGUUAAAUUGUUAUACUAUCCUCUAUUCAUGAUUUGUAAAGGCCCCUUUAGACUGCCCGAUGUUCAGGCAGAUUAUUUAGUAAAGGUGUAAUAGGAUUGCUGGUGCGGACACUGCAGAUCGUACUGGCAAACAAUGAUCUGUAAGGGGAGGAGCAAUGUCAUUGAUUGCUCCUCCCCAUACUGUGGAGGAGGCUGCUGCAUGUAACUAUCAAGGUUUCCUACACUGACGAGAACGCUUACUUCCCGACAAUCAUCUGCUCAAUUCAGCAGUGUUAAAGGUACAUGCACACGUUCAGGAUUCAUGUGCGGAGAAUUCGCACUGAAAUCCGCAGGUGUUCGCAGGUAAAUCUGUGCAGUCAAUCACCAUCAAUUGGUGAGGAUUUGCAUGUGGAUUUGGUGCAGAUUUUCCCCAUGUGGAUUUUACUAAGUGAAUGAAGUAAAUCCGGUCAGGAAAAAUAAAAUAAAUUGACAUGCUGCGAAUUUUAAAAUCCGCACCGCAGGUCAAAAUCCAUGCUGAAAAAAUCUGCAUCGUGUGCAUUGAGAAUUUCUCAUAGAAUACAAUGUACAUGACCUACGGUGCAGGUUUUCCGCACGCAAUCUUGAUCGUGUGCAUUUAGCCUAAAUGGGCCUUUAGUGUCACAGGCUAUGUUAUAACCUCAUGAUUAGACAAUACCAUUAGCUACCUCUAUAAGCCAGUCUCUAUAUUCACACAGUAAAGAUGCCCCUACAUCUUUAAUAGCUGUCAGCUGAAUGCUGUCUCUCCCAAUACCCCAUACACAUAUAUGUUUGGUUCGGCUGGGCAUGUAUGUGUUGUCAAUGGGGAGAAGGAAUGAAAGCUGCUUCAAGACACUUCUGGCAGCAUUUCAUCUCCCUGGAGAAGUACUGGGCAUUAAAUUUAACAUGCAUGAUCCUUCUUCACCCCAACCUCCUUUGUCAGAUAGUUGGGAGGCCCAUCAACACGUUAAUACUCUAAUGCAGGGGUGCACAAACUGCAGCCCGGGGGCCACAUGCGAUCCUCAUUCUGUGUGGCCCCCAGCCAUCUGGUUACAGAUGUCUAGUGGCUGUUCACAUGUAUUUUCCAUGUCGGAGAAGAGAAAUUGUAUGUAGUGCAGAGGAAGGUAAAUACUAAUGGUUGGCUGUCUGACCAUCUGUGGCAGAAUGGGGGUCUUUUGAUGUCCGUGUGGCACUCCAGAAAGGGGUAUAUGAAGUGGAGAAGUGGUCAUGUGUACAUUCAGCUAUCUUCUUUGUAGCUUAUGGCAGUAGUAAAACACUUGCCUGUUUUAGCAACACAAUAACUAUUCGAUUUACACAGGGAGACAAUCAGGCAGAUCAUCAGGGGCGAACAUUCCUGUGAAAGCUUGUUCCCGAAAAUCUGGCCAGUAAAGCACCGUCAAACACCCAAUGAAUUAGCGAAACGCUUGUUCGUUGGGCGAAACUGUCGAUUGUGCAGGCAUCUAAAUUAUCAUUUUUGGGCACCAGAUGUUGCUGUCUAAACAGCGAUCUGCUGCCCAGAAACAAUGCAGCGGUAUAAGGACAAGCGAUCACAAUAGCGAUCCCUUGUUCUCAUACUGUGGAGGUGAUCUCUACAUGUAAAUGCAGCGCUUCACCUCCAUUUAACAAAAGCUUCCUUCCCAACAAUCUGCUGCAUGUUGGCCUGUGUAAAUCCACCUUUACUAACAUGGUAGAAGUCCUGGAGGUGGAUCUACCUCCUAUCAGACAUUCAUAGCAUAUACUUUUGUUAUGCUAUAAUGUCUCAGAUGGUAAUACCCCUUUAAGUAUUAUUGUGGCCCAUAGAAAUAGUUUAUUCUGGCAGUGCGGCCCUUGGACAAGAGCUUGUGCAUCCCUGCUCUAAUGUGUAUGGGGACCUUAAAGAACCACUCCUAUGUUUUGUUUUGUUUUCAGACUUGCAUUUCAAAUAGAUAUUAAACCAACUUUACUAAUAAAGUUACAUUUUAAAUGCUUAGUUUAUACAGUAAUUCACAUCUGCAUCUUCAGUUACUGCAUCAUGUGACCUAGGACUAACCAUUUUGUCCUAAUACUUCCCUAGGAAGCCAGUUCCUUUCUGUGCAGAUUAAAACUACAAGGAGAAUUGUCUUCUGCUGUAUCUUGGCCCCUCAGCAGCUCUUCAUUCAUCCUAUUACGCCCCUAUCUCCUCCUCUACACCAGCAUAGAAUGCCUACAAUUACUAAACGGAAAGUCAUGUGACCAGAUCAAGUCACAUAGGUUAUACAUGGCAGAUAAAUGACACAACCAGCAAAUGCAAAGAUUUAUGAUGGCUAUUCUAUAAGCCCCUUUAUAUUAGGACAUUAAACAUAAUUUUAUCAAAUAAGUGUUGCUGAGAAUACAGACUGCCAGGAGGAGGAUCCGUGGAUGGAAACAACUCCCACCCUCAUUUACACUCUCCCCCUUGUAAAAGGAAUGAUGCAGCAGUAAGAACAAUUUUGACUUAAUUGUAGAGAUAUCUUAAGGUUUAGAGAAAAAAAAAAAAGAUGGGAGUGCUUCUUUAAGGGUAUACAUUUAGACGUGAUGGAAUUGCCGUUGAUUUUUCAUAUGGGUUUGUGGCCAGAAAAUCUUCAAUGAAAUACAAGUAAAGCAGAUGAAGUGUUAACAAAUUUCAUCCACUGGCUGCAUACAUUGACCUGUCCCCAAUUCUUGUUGCGGAUUGGUCAUGGAUUCGUUGCAGAUAUUACCCAAUGAGUUCAACAGGAAAGACAGCGUUUGCAGUGAACUGUUUGUUGCAGAUUAUGCUACAGGUUUCUCGUGGAUCCACAGCAAAAUCCACUGGUAUUGAAUAACAAGCUUCCCUGAAAGUUAAAAAAAAAAAAAAAAAUAUUCACCUUCUGAAAUCCAUACGAUUUGAUGCAGAUUUGCCUGGUGUAUCAGCCAAAUUCUUGUGGUUUUGCUGCGGCAAUUCUUUCAGAGCAAAUCCACUUUGUGUGGAUACACCAAAAGACUGCAAAGACACAUCCAUAAAUCAUACUAAAAACUGUUCUAUAUUGGUAGUUGUAGUUUAGUAACGUGUUCACAUAGCAUUGCUGCUUCCUUUAGCAGUCUUAGAUAUAACUGUAUAUUUCUAAUGAUUAAUAUGUAAAACAACUGUUUCUUGUUGCUGUUUAUUCGUAUGUUGUAUCGUUUUACAGCAUUGUCAGUUUUAAAUUUCUUAGCAAUACUGGAUUUACACGUGCAAGUCUGUCAUAGAACACAGAACUUGAUCUGUCAGAUACAGUGGCAUGGGAAGGUUUGGGCACCCCUGGUCAAAAUACUGUUACUGUGAACAGUUAUGCGAAUUGAAGAUGAAAUGAUCUCCAAAAGGCAUAAGUUAAAGAUGAAACACACUCUUUUUUAACAUUUUAAGCAAUACCAGGGUAUUUUGGUUUUAUAUAAAUUUAGAGUGAAAAAAGGACAGGAGUACCUUGCAAAAAUAUGAGAACACAAGGAGAUUUGAGUGCUCAGAUAACUUUGACCGAGGUCUCAGACCUUAAAUAGCCUGUUAGGGUUAAGGCUUGUUCACAAUCAUUGUUAGGAAGGAUACAAAUUUCAAAGCUUUGUAUAAAUAAAUACCCCCCACUUCUCCAACUUUGUCCCAAAAAACAGCAGCCAGGGGUUCCUCUAAGCAGCUGCUUAACACUCUGAAAAUGAAAAUGGUUGAGGCCCACAAAGCAGGAGAAAACUAUAAGAAGAUAGCAAAACGUUUUCAGGUUGCCUUUUCCUCAGUGUAGGUCAAGAGAAGGUCUGGAAGACCAAGAAAAAUUUGAGAGACAGCUGCCCGUAGGAUUUCUAGAAAGACAAAGAAGAAUCCUCGCUUGACUGCAAAAGACUUUUUGAUGAAGAUUUAGCAAACUCUGAAGUUGUGGUAUAUCGUUCUACUGUUCAGCAACACUGGCAGACAUAUGGCCUUUAUGGAAGAGUCGUCAGAAGAAAGCCUCUCCUGCGUCAUCACCACAAUAUUCAAUGUCAGAAGUUUGCAAAAGAACAUCUAAACAAGCCUGAUACAUUUUGGAAACAAGUCCUGUGGACCGAUGAGGUUAAAAUAGAACUCUGUGGCCACAAUGAGCAAAGGUU